Cucurbita pepo subsp. pepo (vegetable marrow) is the source of this 2715-nucleotide messenger RNA. RefSeq names its product protein SAR DEFICIENT 1. Lineage: Eukaryota; Viridiplantae; Streptophyta; Magnoliopsida; Cucurbitales; Cucurbitaceae. Gene Ontology annotation, molecular function: calmodulin binding; sequence-specific DNA binding; DNA-binding transcription factor activity. Gene Ontology annotation, cellular component: nucleus. The record is from RefSeq and is a predicted model, not a curated record. Gene Ontology annotation, biological process: regulation of salicylic acid biosynthetic process.
GCCGCGAAAGAUGAAGCCGCCGAAAUGGAGGUGGACAGAGCCGGUAAUGGCGAAAGAGAGAUCUGCGCGUUCCUGGAAGCUCGAAGCUUGGAAAAAAUGGCGUCAAGAGUUCAUCUCGCAAUGUCAAAUAAACCUUCGUACGGUCGGCGCAUUGACUAGACCCGGUGGUCAGUCCACACAGUGCGAGAAAUUCAAAUUAAUGUAAUUGUUUGAUUGGAUGUGGGGACAAUGAGAUCAGUUUUGCCCCUUUCAUUUACGUUUACAGGCCCCUCUAACUUAAAGAACGUGUAAUUUUUUGUCUGAUCUUCAAACAUCUCUAUGUUUUUAUGUCGUCGUUCGUCAUUUUCAUGUGGUUAUUGUCGUUCUCAAGGAAAAUGGUUCAUUCGUUAAUGCUUUAACUGCUGCUGCUAUAACCAUUGACUGAAUUUCCUAGAACUUCGAAGGUAAUUUCAGCCACUUGAAGAUUAGAGGCUGAAAUGGAGUUUCAGGGGAACUUUCUAUUGUAAUUUCUAUGCUUCUUCUUGAUCAAUAAGCCAUGUUCAUUGAUUUCUCUUCAAUUUCUCUUCCAAAUCCGCUCCCCUGUCAGUGUCAGAUAAGAACACGUAGGGUAUUGGUGGAUAUUUUAUUAGGACAUGGCAGUUUAGUUAGUUAUCCGAAGCUCAGAGAAUUUCUUCCAACUUUCCAUUACAAAAUCUAGGCAAUGUCAUGCUUCCUUUAGAAAAUGGUUUUGCUUAUUCCAACAUUUAUUUUACAAUAUAAAAUUGACUUCAAGUAUUAACGCGUUUCUUCUGUAGUUUGAUGGAAGCUUCCUCUUCCCUUCUGAGUACAAUAAAUUGUCAAUAGCCAUUUAUCAGCAGAAUAAUUCUUAGAGAUUUUGGUUGUUUUGAGCUGUUUUCUCGGUAUUUGAUGGUACAGAAGAGGGCUUUUCAUAUCUACCAUGGCGAUGGUUAUGGAGCUCCAAAUCAAGAGUCAAAACGAAUCAAUAUACUUGGGACGGCUUUUCUGGAGGAUAGCAUGUUCACUAUUCUCGAACCUUUGAUUCGGAAAGUGGUAAGAGAAGAAACAGACUGUGCUAUUACCAAAAAUUUUCUCUCUUCAAGCAGCUCAAUUAGCGAAGCUGAAACAACGACAGCAGGAUUUAGUAUGCAGCUUCUGUUUGAUGGCAAACUGCCAGAUCAAAUAUUCACAAACAGUCCACUGAAAGCCGAGGGGGGCAAACCAUUAGAAAUUCAUCUAUGCUAUGCCAAUUCCAAGACUGUAGUGGAAUCUGGUCCACUAUCAUCGGCGAAAGUCGAUUUUUCUGUCAUCAGUGGGCUAUUUUCCAGAGAUGAGGAUGAUUGGACUGAGGAGGAGUUCAAUUCUAAAAUUUUAAGUGAAAGAGAUGGUAAAAGACCUCUUUUAGCGGGAUCCCAGAGUAUCGUAUUGAAAAACGGGGUUGGAGUAAUAAGAGAUCUAAGCAUUACUGAUAAUUCCAGCUGGAUCCCGAACAGGAAAUUCAUAUUGGGAGCUAAAAUUUCACAUAAAAAUUCUGGAGAAUAUAGAGUUAAACCAGCCAGAAGCUAUCCUUUUUCCGUCAAAGACUGCCGUGGAGAGAGGUAUAUGAAGCAUCAUCCUCCAAGCGUGCAAGAUGAAGUAUGGCGUUUGGAGAACAUUCGAAAAGAUGGUAAAUUCCAUCACCAGCUUACCAGACACAACAUUCACACUGUCGAAGACUUUCUCCGACUGAAUGAAACAAAUCAACGCAAGUUGCGCUCCAUACUUGACCCAAUGUCAGAUAGGAUGUGGCAAAAAGUUUUGGAUCAUGCAAAAACUAGCAUCACGGGCAAUUGCACGGUUCCAAGAUGCCCAAAUGGAUGGGAUGGGGCAAUAGUUGAAGAUCUAAAGCAGCCAAUAUGUGUGAACAGAUUUGAUGAGCAACCAACCUUCAAACCUCCAUCGACCUACCGGCAAGCUGGUCCUAUUUCUCUGAAUCAACGAUUGCAUCCAUUGCCCGUCGUCAUACAUUCACAAGAGAACCUGCAAAUUUGUGCUCCAAAUACUAACAACGGUGAAGAAGAUGGAAUACCUUCAAUUUUCCAAAUACAUAACAGUCAUGCAGACCAAAUCUUUCCUCCAAUACUGCAACCUGAUUACAUUGUAGAUGACUGUACUUUACUGAUGCAAACUCCAGUUUACUAUCCUCCAGCAACAUUCGGGCAUGGAAACGAGUUGCUUCCUUCUUCGAGUUAUGCAGCGGAGGCUGGGGCAAUGCCAGUCGAAUCUUCGAAAUGGAAAUGGAAAAGCCAAUAUUCAGACGUUGUCUCGCCGUGCUCCGGUUCUAAAAUGUCAAGUAACUUCUUUCAUUGUCUUAGUGUCAUGUUAUACUGCUCGCCCAAGGAGUAAAGUUUCUGCUAAAUUUGCAGGUUCUUCUUAAGAGUCUUUGUAAAGAGUCUGCUUUCCUCUUUUUAUCUAUAUAAGCUCUGCUAGUUGAAGUUGUUGUAACCUAUAAAACAAUUAGAAAGGAAUAUGUUUUUCUUCGAAACGAACAUCACAAGUAUACAGGUUCCUACAUCGGCAGCCUCGUAGGCUGAGGGCUCGGGUCGUUAUGCGAAGAUGCGACAACGUUGUUGAUACUUGGUAACUGAUUGCUCUUGUUGUGGAUAACUAAGAAAGCAAAGGUACACAUUUGUAUGGCCUUUGUUUCUAUAAUGAAGCAUUGAUGAAGCAUUACUCAUA